UUUCAACAACAAAAAAAAAAAAGAGAUUUUUAUUUCUCAUUUCAUAGCCCAAAAGUAACCAAAAGCAGCCAAACAAUAAGUCAUAGAGAGAGAUAGAAAGCGAAAGAAACCUAACACAAUGGCGUCUUCGAUCGCAGCUGGUGCUGGAUCCACCGAUCCCACAGCUGCCAGAAGAAACACUAAGCGACCCAAGUAUUCAAAGUUUACUCAGCAAGAACUUCCAGCGUGUAAGCCAAUUCUCACGCCACGAGCGGUUAUUUCGGCAUUCUUGCUUGUCAGCAUUGUAUUCGUUCCUAUUGGAGUUGCUUCACUAAUUGCUUCAAGGAAGGUUGUUGAAAUUGUUUCUAGGUAUGAAUCAACAUGCAUACCAGAUGGUGUUACUGACAAGGUAGCAUACAUUCAGAGUCCUGCAGAUAAAACAUGCCACAUAUCACUACCUGUCAAAUCGAGGCAAUUUUCUUUUCUUAAACUUUUCUCUUUUGAAAAGGUGCACAAGCAUAUGAAGUCGCCUAUUUAUGUCUACUAUCAACUUGACAACUUCUACCAAAAUCAUCGCCGAUAUGUUAAAAGCCGAAGUGAUGAGCAAUUGCGGGAUCAUAGGGAAGAGAACUCAACAAAUGCUUGUAAGCCUGAAGAUAUAGCCAAUGGAAAGGCAAUUGUACCUUGUGGUCUUAUAGCUUGGAGUUUAUUCAAUGACACAUACAGUUUCUCCCGUGACAACAAGAAUUUGACUGUGAACAAGAAUGGCAUCUCCUGGAAGAGUGAUAGAGAGCACAAAUUUGGAAAAGAUGUUUUCCCCAAAAACUUCCAGAGUAGUGCUAUUAGAGGUGGUGCAACUCUCAAUGUAUCCAUACCAUUGAGUAAGCAGGAGGAUCUUAUUGUCUGGAUGCGAACUGCUGCUUUGCCAACUUUUAGGAAGUUGUAUGGAAAGAUAGAGGUGGAUCUGAAUGAAGGUGAUAACAUAACUGUGACACUGCAAAAUAACUACAACACGUACAGUUUUAAUGGCAAGAAAAAGCUUGUUCUGUCAACUACUAGCUGGCUUGGUGGGAAGAAUGACUUCCUUGGCAUUGCCUAUCUCACUGUUGGAGGAUUGUGCUUCUUUUUGGCAUUGGCUUUUACCAUUGUAUAUUUUGUCAAGCCAAGGCAACUUGGAGAUCCCUCAUAUUUGUCAUGGAAUAGGAAUCCAGGAGGGCGCUGAGCAAAGAAACUCACUAUGCUCGUUGGUUAUUUCCAUGAUUAUAGGCCUUGGGUAUUUUACAGAUGUGGGUGUAGUUUUGUACAUUAAUGUUAACCCAAUUACUAGUAGUACUUGUGAAUUUAGGUGUUCUUAUCCCUCCUCUCCCCAACACAAGAAAACCAAAACACUUUUUUUUCUUCUUUUUUUGUGUUAUGCAUCAGAAUUAAAAUAUGUUGUAUGUUCUGAUAAUAUAUAGUGUCCCAAUAUAUGUUCUAGUUGCAUUUCAUACAACCUGGAGAAAAUAGUUCUUUGGUUUUGGUUAGCUUUUGCUGAGCUAAAAUAGGGGAAAUGCCCCUUCAACGUUU
This is a messenger RNA of Glycine soja, 1545 nucleotides long. Its product is annotated as ALA-interacting subunit 3-like. Gene Ontology annotation, cellular component: plasma membrane; endoplasmic reticulum; Golgi apparatus. The transcript is spliced from 9 exons. Lineage: Eukaryota; Viridiplantae; Streptophyta; Magnoliopsida; Fabales; Fabaceae. The coding region runs from base 119 to 1201 and encodes 360 amino acids. The record is from RefSeq and is a predicted model, not a curated record.